Messenger RNA from Phragmites australis (common reed), 2159 nucleotides. RefSeq names its product AP-5 complex subunit mu. Gene Ontology annotation, biological process: intracellular protein transport; endosomal transport. The record is from RefSeq and is a predicted model, not a curated record. Bases 80 to 1969 code for a protein of 629 amino acids. Gene Ontology annotation, cellular component: late endosome; lysosome; clathrin adaptor complex. NCBI's taxonomy places the organism in Eukaryota, Viridiplantae, Streptophyta, Magnoliopsida, Poales, Poaceae. The transcript is spliced from 8 exons.
CCUCGUCCGUCCCGCAACACGGAGCAUCGGCGUCGUCACGGCAUCUCCUCCUGCCCAUCCAUUGCCCGGGCGAGCCUCGAUGUCUGGCGGCGGCGGCGGCGGCGGGUGCAGCGUCCGCGCCAUCUGGAUCCUCACGCCGCACGACACCGUGGCCUUCUCCAGGCGGUUCGCGGUGGUAGAGAAGCGGUGGCGCGCCGCGUGGGAGGUGGAGGGCGACGGAGAAGGCGGGAGAGGGGCGUGGACGCCGCCGCUGCCGGCCGACCACGAGGUCGCUGCCGCCUUCGCCGAGCGCAGGAGAAGGGAAGGCACUGCACGUGGUUCUGGUAUUCUCACAAGAUUAUCAUCUGUGGGAUCAGAUUCCUGGGUUGACGAUCCGGUUACUCGCCAUGUUGUGUCGCUCAGCAUCGAUAAAGAGGAAGGGGAUGGCUUCAUGCUGUGGCCUGUGGUUCUGCAGAAGCGUGGAGGGUAUUAUGUCCUUGUGUUGCCUCUGGUGGAUCCUCAGUCGUUUAGAGCGUACGAGAAUCUCUUCAAAAGGUCUGAUUGUGGGAGUUCAGCCAAGGAGAAUGGGAAUCUUUCCUCCAUCCUGCUCAAUCUUCCAUGCAUAACAGGGGCCUUUAUGGUUGCGCAUGUUAUUGGGGACAUAAUUACUGGUGAUAUUGCUGAACCUGAGGUGAUUGUUAGUUCUGGGCCCUCUGUUAGUGGACUCUUGGAUUCCUUGACUGGAAGUAUAGGUAUUUCAGCGCGACCAAAACCUAUUGCUGCGCCUGUUGCAGCACCAACUGCAUCAGUCUCCUCGCCUGCGGGUGCUGCUCAAUCCGAGUCUUUAAAAGGUGGUGUAAGACCUUUUGACAAGGAUUUACUGCGGAACUUUAUCAUCGGUUCCAUGCCUUUUGGCACACCUCAGGAUCUUAAUUAUGCCAAUGUUACUUCGAUUAGAGCAACUGGAGUUUCAGCUGAUCCUCUACCGACAGACCAGAAGCAACCAGCCUGGAAGCCCUACCUGUACAAAGGGAGACAAAGAAUUCUCUUUUCUAGCCUGGAGACUAUAAAUGCUGCACUGUAUGACCGUGAUGAUGUGCCAGAUUUCCUUUCUGUUUCAGGACAAGUGACCUGUAGGGCUGAACUAGAAGGACUACCUGAUGUUUCUUUGCCACUGACUGGGUUAAAAGCUGCUCAUGUCGAGGUGUCAUCAUUCCAUCACUGUGUUCAAGCUUCAGAGCCCACUAAUAAUAAACAGACCCUGGUUUUUCAGCCACCAUUAGGAAAUUUUGUUUUGAUGCAUUAUCAAGCACCAUGCAACAUUGAUCCUCCUGUUAAAGGGUUCUACCAGCUGUCUAUGGUUUCUGAGAAUGAAGGUGCUUUUCUAUUCAAGCUGAAAUUGAUGGAGGGGUACAAAUCUCCCUUCAUUAUGGAAUUUUGCAUGAUUACAAUGCCAUUCCCUCAAAGAAGAGUUGCGUCAUAUGAUGGAAAUCCAUCAAUUGGGACAGUUUCGAUGACAGAGCAUUCAAUUGAAUGGAGAAUUGUUUCAAGCGGCCGGGGGCUCAGUGGUAGGAGCAUUGAGGCUACCUUUCCUGGUACUGUUAGAUUUGUUCCUAGAACAACACAGAGAGCAAAUUCAUCAUAUCGCUCAGUUUCAAGCACCGUAUAUGCUGAAGAUAGUGACAGUGAGCAAGAUAAUGUUAAGAAUGCAGCUAACUUGGAUGACUACAUCAUGGAAAAAAUGAAUAAGGAUCUUCAGGCAGUUGACUUAGAAGAGCCAUUGUCUUGGCAAGCAUAUAAUUAUGCCAAGGUUUCAUUUAAGAUAAUUGGAGGCACGCUGUCUGGCCUUUUAAUUGAUCCAAGAUCUGUAAACAUUUACCCUUAUGUUAAAGCCCCAGCUGAAUACUCAAUGCAGGCUUCUUCUGGAGAUUACAUACUGUGGAAUACAUUAGGUAGAUGUCCUACUGCUGCUUUGCCUAGAGAAUUUUGAUUGUCAGUGUUUUUCAUCGUACAAUGUCGGACUUUUGUGCAUGUCUUUUGCUGUACAGACUACAGAGCUCUCCAUUAUGCCUGCAGAGCUCUCCAUUGUUUCUCCUUGUUCCAUUGUCUUUUGUGCUGGAAGUUUUUGGUCCUUCCUAUUCAGGAGUUCUUGUUUCAAGGAUGAAAACUACAAACUUGCA